GGCAACAGUGUCCAAACAAAAGGCUCGCGGGUAGCGGGCUGAUUUGCCUGGCUGGGUUCAGGAUGAGCCGACCCGACAGCAGCCCUAAUGAAAAAGGGGUCAAGCAAAAUGGAGACCCAGGAGGUCAUCUGUCUGUGUUUACUAAUGCUCACACCGCAGCAGAGAGUCCUGAAACAAGGCUGUGGUCCGCCUUCAAGAAAGACACUCACAAGAGGAGAGUUUACCUGGCAGGGAGAGAGUAUUACAGUGAGGAAGGAAAAACCUUUGAGCUGCGUCUUGUGAGAAAAAUAAAGCAACAGUUAAGCGCUGAUCCCACCCUUCGUCCAGAGUAUCCAUCUUCUCUUGGUCUGACAGAAUACAUCAGGCGAGCCACAGAGAUGACUUUGGGGAGGAGCUGUCAGGCUGUAGUGGAGGAUCGGGUGUUAGGUAUCCAGACUCCUGGUUUUACCGCUGCUGUGCGUCUUGGUGCUGAACUCCUAAGACACUGCAAUGAUGUCUGUGUUGCUUGGUGUGGGCCCGUCUACCUCUCCUCUCCUUGCGAUGACUCAUUGGCAGGUAUCUUCCAGGCAGCAGGGAUCCAAGAUAUCCGUGAGUAUUAUUACUGGGAUGACAUGCAGCGCUGCGUUUGUUUGGAGAAGCUUCUGGAGGAUUUGGAGAAGGCUCCGGAACAAAGUGUUGUUGUUCUGUCGGCGUCUGCCCACUAUCCAACCGGAGCAGACCUCUCUCAGAAUCAAUGGGCUGUAAUUACCAGACUCAUUAUGAGGCGUAGGCUUUUCCCUUUCCUCUUGCUGCCUACUCAGGCACUCUGCUAUGGAGAUUUAGAGCGGGAUGCCUGGCCUGUGCGGUACUGUGCAUCACAGGGGAUGGAGUUUGUCUGUGCUCAGUCGUUCUCCCACUGUUUUGGACUAUAUGGUGAGGCUGUUGGACACCUCCUAUGCGUCCGGAAGCAGAGCUCCCUCCUGUUAUCUGUGCGGUCUCAAGCCGACAAGAUAGUCAAGUCGCUGUGGGCCCAGCCACCUGUAGGAGGAGCACAUGUUGUCACCACAGUGCUCAGUAACCCUGCCCAUCUUGUUGAAUGGCAGGAAGAAGUAAAACACAUUGUGGAGAGAUGUAUGCUGAUCAGAGAAGUUUUAGGAGACAGGCUGAGGCUUUUGGGAACUCCAGGUUCCUGGGACCACCUGACUAAACAGGGUGGACUCUACUGUCAUACAGGCUUGAAUGGUGAGCAGGUAGAAUUUCUGUCAAAGAGAAGACACGUGUACCUGCACCCAAGUGGCUGUCUAAAUGUGAGUGCAAUCAACGGUCUAAACUUGGACUACAUUGUCGAGUCCAUCCAUCUGGCUCUGACCACUUCACCAUGACCAUGUGGCUUUUGAUCAGGCUCUGAAAUCAGUGUCAAAGGGGCUUUUCAGCCUGACUGAAACUCUCAUUUAGAUUGAACCUUUCAUGUGUUUUGCAGGCCCAGCUAUUGCAAAUUAUUAUUGAAUUGCCAGUGACUUUUGACAGAGGUGCAAUCAUUAGUAAUUGUAACAGUGAGCAGGCUGUGAUGGUCCUUCAGGUGAGAAGGCAUGAAUAUGGGAUGAGAUCAUGCGUGGUGUGUGCGGUAUACAGUAGGUCAGCCAUAGGUAAAAGAGUAUGACAGCAGCUGAGUGACCUUCUUGUUAGAAUUUAGUUAGACUUAUGAAUUUAAGUGUAUAUUUAUAUGUUCACACUUUCGUUUUGGUGCUUAUGUUUUUUGUACUCUACCAAAACCGCUGUGUACGGCUAAAGCCAGAAGCUUGUUAGCUUAGCUCCACCAAAAGUAAUGAACCUACCAGCACUUCUAAAGCUGAAAAUUAAUGUCAUAUCUGGUUUGUUUAAUUGGUACAAAAACUGAAAUGUAAAAAUGUCAGUUUGUGGUGUUACAGGGAUUGGGUGUGGGGGUGUU
Messenger RNA from Epinephelus fuscoguttatus (brown-marbled grouper), 1927 nucleotides. RefSeq names its product glutamic-oxaloacetic transaminase 1 like 1 (gene got1l1). Gene Ontology annotation, molecular function: L-aspartate:2-oxoglutarate transaminase activity; pyridoxal phosphate binding. The transcript is spliced from 8 exons. NCBI's taxonomy places the organism in Eukaryota, Metazoa, Chordata, Actinopteri, Perciformes, Serranidae. Gene Ontology annotation, cellular component: cytosol. The coding region runs from base 63 to 1361 and encodes 432 amino acids. The record is from RefSeq and is a predicted model, not a curated record. Gene Ontology annotation, biological process: L-aspartate biosynthetic process.